AUGGAAGAGAUAAAACCUACUGUAAAUGUUGUUCCACCUGAUAAAUUGGAUGUUGAACAGUCAAAGAUUGUUACAAGAACCACAAAUCCACCGUCUGCUGGAAUCACUACAUUUUCUUUGACAAAUGAAACACAUCAAGAAUUAUCACCACCAAUUCUUAUGGUGACAAGUCCAACUGAAAAUAAAAGCUACAAUAUGGAUCUAUCAUGUCCAACGAUCACAUAUAAUCCUCAUAAUAAUAAUAAAAAAAAUAAUAAAAAUUUGAGGGCAAGUUGUAGUAGUAGUCGGGGUGGUAGUAAAAUGUAUCAAUUAACUGUAAAUACUGAAGAUUCAAGAGGCUUGUGCUCUUUAUCAAAUAAAUUGAGACGUUAUAGUGAUCAAGGUGGAAGUAGACCGCUGACUAAUGAUCCGGAUUAUUCUGCUCAAUAUAAACGUCAAAGUUUAUUCAAUAUUAACUCUGAGUCGAAUGUUCGUGAUUAUUAUAAUAAGAGUAGCCUUUAUCCUCCGACAAGAACAAAAAAUACUUCAUCUUCGAAUGUUGAUCUGUUAGCUGAAGCUAUAUUACAAAUGAGUAGUACAUUGAAAA
This is a messenger RNA of Trichobilharzia szidati, 586 nucleotides long. The record is from the annotation of a GenBank genome assembly. Lineage: Eukaryota; Metazoa; Platyhelminthes; Trematoda; Strigeidida; Schistosomatidae.